AUGAAAGCAGAGGAUUGGAUGAGGACUGUAAUACGCAUCAUUAUAUGCCUGUGUGGAAUUAUUGGCAACAACUGGUUGGCCCUUAGUUCCUUGCCAAAAUCUAUAUCUCAGCUAAGAACCAAUGACAUGCUGUUUGUCAAUCUAGCUGUAUCUAAUCUGAUCACAAACUUCUUUGUGGACAUUCCGGACAUAAUGGAUUUUGUGAACCGUUUCCCUGAUGGAAGAUCCUACUGUAGUGCAUUUAGUUUUUGUUCUGAAUUAUCCGAGAGCAGCAGCAUCAUCACCACCAUGUUCAUCACCGUCUACUGGCAUCAGAAGCUUGUGGGUUCUCUGAAGCACGGAGGUGCUCCUGUGCCAAUGGACAACAUCAGACAUGCAGCAGCCAUGCUUGCAGGGAGCUGGACUAUAGCCUUUGUGUUCAACAUUCCCCAUUUGUUCUUUGUUUCCAAUGAACACAACAGUGAGAACCAUACCUUACAUAAGGAAUGUAGUGAAAAGUAUCCUUCUCCUGAGGUCAAGCAGGCCUAUGAAAUCCUGUACGUCAUAAUUGUUAAUCUCAUUCCGAUGAUCGGGAUUCUCACUGCGAGCAUCCAGAUCACAAGCACUUUGCUCCAAAAUGAAAAGCGGAUGAAGGCCAACAACAAAACUGACGUCAAAAAUGCAUCAGCGGAGGAUCCAAAACCUCAACAAGGUUCAACAGGAGCAGUGGAGCCCAAAUCACACAGCAAAUCCAGCUCAUCUUCGGGAAGUUUGGUGAGAGCAGCCAAGAGUGUGUUGGCAGUGGCUACGAUUUUUCUUAUUUGCUGGGUGAUUCACAUCAUUGUCACUGUCAUUAGCACAUUUAAGGACACUGUUCUGUUAAUGGAGAUGGCCAGCUACAUAGGAGCUCUGUACACCAACUUCAUCCCUUACAUAUACCUGCACGGGGUAAAGAAGUUUGCUUGUUGCUGCACAGACAGAGGAUGA
Messenger RNA from Trichomycterus rosablanca, 966 nucleotides. Its product is annotated as gonadotropin-releasing hormone receptor-like. The record is from RefSeq and is a predicted model, not a curated record. Bases 1 to 966 code for a protein of 321 amino acids. The transcript has a single exon. Gene Ontology annotation, cellular component: plasma membrane. Gene Ontology annotation, biological process: cellular response to hormone stimulus; G protein-coupled receptor signaling pathway. Gene Ontology annotation, molecular function: G protein-coupled receptor activity; peptide binding. NCBI's taxonomy places the organism in Eukaryota, Metazoa, Chordata, Actinopteri, Siluriformes, Trichomycteridae.